CUUGUUCGUUCCACGUCUAUUGAUGAAUCCACAUCCCCCGAAGCUGAAUCCUGCUCCCAGCAGACGUGGAUCUAACAUGUAGCUCAGGGUGUAAAUGGAUCUUAGCAUGUAACAGAAAUCAGGACAUUUCCCUGCGGAGGAAUAUUAUAUCUACAUUACUUUCCUGUGAUUAGAAGGCUCUGCCUUCCCCUGGUAUAUCAACAAAAUCUCCUGUUGCUUUAGAGAGUUAUUUGGAAAUUCGUUGCAUGGGAUCUGUGUUUUUGCUGCUAAUUUAUCAAAAUUCUAAUUUUGAACAGAUCUAAGAACAUAAAAAUGACCCAUUUGCAAAGUGGACUCAGUCCAGAGACUGUAGACAAAGCACGAUUGGAACUAAAUGAGAACCCAGACACAUUACAUCAAGAUAUCCAACAAGUCAGGGAUAUGAUCAUAACUAGACCUGAUAUUGGGUUCCUACGGACGGAUGAUGCCUUCAUUUUACGAUUUCUACGAGCUAGGAAGUUUAACCAGAUGGAGGCCUUCAGACUUCUUGCCCAGUACUUCCAGUAUCGCCAGCUUAACCUGGACAUGUUCAAAAAUCUCAAAGCGGAUGACCCGGGCAUUAAACGAGCCCUCAUGGAUGGAUUUCCAGGUGUGCUCGAAACUCGUGAUCAUUAUGGACGAAAGCUUCUCCUGCUUUUUGCAGCCAACUGGGAUCAGAGUAGGAAUUCUUUUGUGGACAUUCUAAGGGCUAUUCUAUUAUCACUGGAAGUUCUCAUUGAAGACCAGGAACUUCAGAUCAAUGGCUUUAUAUUGAUAAUUGACUGGAGCAAUUUUUCCUUCAAGCAAGCUUCCAAACUCACCCCCUCUAUCCUUAAACUGGCGAUUGAGGGUUUACAGGACAGCUUCCCAGCUCGAUUCGGCGGUAUCCACUUUGUCAAUCAGCCCUGGUACAUCCACGCGCUGUAUACCAUAAUUAAACCAUUUCUCAAAGACAAGACAAGGAAAAGGAUAUUUCUUCAUGGUAAUAAUCUCAACAGCCUCCAUCAGCUGAUUCACCCAGACUGCUUACCUUCUGAAUUUGGGGGCACACUUCCACCGUAUGACAUGGGCACCUGGGCUCGAUCACUGCUUGGCUCUGACUAUAAUGACGAAAAUGAAUAUACACACAGUUCCUAUAAUGAAAUACACGUGAAGCACACAAGCAUUGACAGAGAAUGUUCUCCAAAAUACAUGAAAAGAUCUCAGUCAGUGGUGGAGCCCGGCACACUGAAGCAUGAAGAUCACAGAGACAAUGAAAACACCCAGCCACUGCUAUCUCUAGAUUGAUUCUUCCGGCUUAACCUCAGACACAUUCUUCAUCAACGGGUCUUUAUUUUUCUCACUUUGCAAAAACUCACCAGUUUUUUUGCACACGUUGCCACUUCGCAAGAGACCUAUUUCAUUUAAUUUCCAUAGUGCCAAAUUAAAGGGGCAACAUUAUCAAUAUCCUUGAAGAAGUGUUGUUUGCUGCCAAAAAUGGACACAGAUAAAGUGCAACAGAGUUAUAAGUUUAAAGAGCUUAUGUUAUAAAAUGUAUUCUCUGACAGUGUAUUGUAGGCAACCUCUGUGUAAAAGAAUUAUCAGUAUUUUUGUAACAUUUGCAGACAAAUAGAAGUUAGUUUGUAUGAACACCCGUGAUAUUUUGUUCUUGUACCCACUAAAAGUCACCAGCAGAAAUUGUCAGUCAUUUUGUUGAAUGUGUUAAUUAUAAGAUAAAAUUGUCGAAAAGUCAA
Messenger RNA from Spea bombifrons (plains spadefoot toad), 1751 nucleotides. RefSeq names its product clavesin 1 (gene CLVS1). Bases 313 to 1305 code for a protein of 330 amino acids. The transcript is spliced from 6 exons. Gene Ontology annotation, cellular component: membrane. Gene Ontology annotation, molecular function: phosphatidylinositol bisphosphate binding. The record is from RefSeq and is a predicted model, not a curated record. Lineage: Eukaryota; Metazoa; Chordata; Amphibia; Anura; Pelobatidae.